AAUUAGGGUUUGUGCGUUGGUUCAGAGCAGCAAUGGUGAAGGGGAGGCAAGGCGAGCGCGUGAGACUCUACGUCCGCGGUACAAUCCUCGGAUACAAAAGGUCGAAGUCGAACCAGUAUCCAAACACGUCGCUGGUUCAGGUAGAGGGCGUGAACACUCAGGAGGAAGUGGCAUGGUAUCUCGGGAAGAAAUUGGCCUACAUUUACAAAGCCAAAGUUAAGAAGAACGGCUCUCACUAUCGCUGCAUUUGGGGCAAGGUCGCGCGUCCCCACGGCAACAGCGGCGUCGUUCGCGCCAAAUUCAAGUCCAAUCUCCCUCCCAAAUCCAUGGGAGCUAAAGUGAGGGUUUUUAUGUAUCCGAGCAACAUUUGAAGUGACCACCACCACUCAAGAUUUACGUUACAUAUGUAAGUGAAAUUCCCGUUGUCAUAUGAUGCGUGAAUUGAGCUUGUUUUGUGACUAUAAAACAGUUCUUUGACUUAUAAUUUUGCUUUUGUUUUUGAA
Molecule: messenger RNA, 503 nt
Organism: Salvia hispanica
Lineage: Eukaryota; Viridiplantae; Streptophyta; Magnoliopsida; Lamiales; Lamiaceae
Product: large ribosomal subunit protein eL33y-like
Biological process (GO): translation
Cellular component (GO): ribosome
Molecular function (GO): structural constituent of ribosome
Source: RefSeq, a predicted model, not a curated record